UGAAAGUCGACCUUAAACGAACGUGUUCAUUGAACGAGUUUGCCUUCAUUGACGAGAUUUCGUUUUUUUUUGUGUUAGACAACAUGGCAUCCUCGGGAUUAGUAUAGUAUGUUUAAUCGUAUUUCUCUUGUAGAAUAAGUCUUUUUAGUGUGUGAAGAUGAACACAGCUUUUGCAGUGACUUUGGUGUUUGUCGGCUGCUGCAGCAAUGUUGUGUUCUUGGAAGUUUUAGUGAGGGAUUUCCCAGGAUGCGGAAAUAUUGUCACAUUCGCCCAGUUCGUUUUCAUUGCCCUGGAGGGCUUCAUCUUCCAGAAUAAUUUUGGACGCAAGAAACCAGUCAUACCAAUCAGGAACUAUGUGAUAAUGGUGACCAUGUUCUUCGCUGUAAGCGUUAUCAACAACUACGCUCUCAAUUUCAACAUCUCGAUGCCGUUACACAUGAUCUUCAGAUCUGGCUCUUUAAUAGCAAACAUGAUACUGGGUAUCAUCAUAUUGAAAAAGAGGUAUUCACCAAGUAAAUACCUUUCCAUAUUUUUGGUGUCAGUAGGCAUCUUUAUCUGUACCAUCAUGUCUGCCAAGCAAGUGAGUGCUAAAAAGGCUGCUACAGAAGAGGAAGGAAUGCAUACUCUUCUGCACUGGCUUUUAGGUAUUGGUAUGCUGACCUUUGCCCUGGUAAUGUCUGCUUUAAUGGGCAUUUUUCAAGAGACUCUGUACAAGAAAUAUGGCAAGCACUCAAAGGAGGCUCUCUUCUACAAUCACUGCCUGCCAUUGCCAGGGUUUCUGCUGCUCUCAACUGAUAUUUAUAAUCAUGCUGUACUCUUCAGUCAAACCACUCCUGUGGAAAUCCCUGUGAUUGGUGAAACUAUACCGGUUAUGUGGUUGCAUUUAGCGAUGAAUGUCUUCACCCAAUAUGUAUGCAUUCGGGGUGUAUUUAUUCUAACCACAGAGUGUACCUCACUUACUGUUACUCUAGUAGUGACUCUUCGUAAAUUCCUGAGCCUCAUCAUCUCUAUACUGUACUUCCGCAACCCAUUCACAACCUGGCACUGGAUUGGAACAGCAGUGGUCUUCCUAGGCACGAUGCUCUACACUGAGGUGUUGUCCAACAUUCGCAUGGCAGUAAAAGGAGAGAAACCGGUCAAGAAGACAGAGUAAAAAAGAUUAACACAACAGAAUACCUCUCUGUGUGUGUGUGUGUGUGUGUGUGUGUGUGUGUGUGUGUGUGUGUGUGUGUGUGUCUUAGGCAGUUUUGCAUUGCAGAUUCCACUGCCAUGCAGGUUCUUUAUAGUUUAAAAAUUUCCCAAGGUUGUAUUUUAGGGUUAGAAAGAAAAGGUAUCUUUUGUUCCCAGAUCCACACCAUUAUCAGAUCUCCUAAGGGAAAUAUGCAGUAAUAAGUCGGUAGUAUACUAGUACAUUUACUGCAUCCUGGAUAUCAGCUUAAGGGUGUGAUUAUCAGUUUAAAUUUGUUACAUCUUUCAUCCAAGUAAAAAUAAUUGUUUAUGGAAUCAUUGCUGACCAAACGUGGUUCUGUUUAGAGAUUAAAAUUUCGAAUAGAAAUGUGUAAUAGAGAUUUUAUGGGCUGAUAUGAACUUUAUGUGUUUGUAUUUAUGACUCAAGAUGAGUCUUAAUGUCUCAGUAAAUGCACUGCCUCACAGCCCUCAUGUUAAUCACAUUUCCACCUCUCUUCCUGUAAUAAAUUUAGCCUGUAUUUAUUAA
Molecule: messenger RNA, 1714 nt
Organism: Silurus meridionalis
Lineage: Eukaryota; Metazoa; Chordata; Actinopteri; Siluriformes; Siluridae
Gene: slc35b4
Product: solute carrier family 35 member B4
Exons: 10
Coding region: 158-1153 (331 amino acids)
Biological process (GO): transmembrane transport
Cellular component (GO): endoplasmic reticulum membrane; Golgi membrane
Molecular function (GO): UDP-N-acetylglucosamine transmembrane transporter activity; UDP-xylose transmembrane transporter activity
Source: RefSeq, a predicted model, not a curated record